AUGGCAAAGUGGGCGAUCGAGUUGGGCGCCUUCAACAUCACCUUCAAAACCAAGGGUCCAUUAAAAGGGCAGGUGAUAGCUGAUUUCUUAGUCGAAAUGCUGGAGGAUAAGGAAGUGGAAGGAACGGAGCAGGGUCCAAACAAACCAUGGUCUUUGUAUACGGAUGGAGCUUCGAGCGCCAAAGAUGCGGGAGCCGGAUUAAUACUCACCGAGGAUAUGACAUAUGCACUCCGUCUAGAAUUCAAGAGCUCCAAUAACGAAGCUGAAUAUGAGGCAUUAUUGGCCGGCUUGCGUUUAGUAGCCAAAGUUGGAGCAAAAAACGUCGUAGCCCAUGUUGAUUCGCUACUUGUAGCAAAUCAAGUAAAUGGAGAAUAUGAAGCAAGGGAAACCAACAUGAUCGAGUAUUUAGAACAAGUGAAGCAUGCGAUGGCAUUGUUCGACUCGUGCAAGGUCGAACACAUCCCUCGCAGCAAAAACAAAAAGGCCGAUGCUUUAAGCAAGCUAGCAUCUGUGUCAUUCAGCCAUCUCGCUAAAGAGGAACGGGUAGAAGUGUUGACCGCACCUUCGAUCACCACUCCACAGGUCAUGCAAGUGGAAGCUCCAUCACAAACUUGUAUGACUCCGAUCAUCAACUACUUGGUACACGAUGUUUUGCCAGUUCAUAAGGCGGAGGCCAGAAAAAUCCAGAUCAACUCGCUUCAAUACCAAAUGCAAGAGGGGGGUUUGUACCGAAAGACUUUUCUCGGCCCUCUGUUAAAAUGUCUCGAUCCAGAGCAAGCUAGUUACAUCAUCAAAGAAAUACAUUAUGGCAUUUGCGGAAUCCAUGCCGGAACAAAAAUGAUCGUAACAAAAGUCAGGAAUGCAGGGUAUUAUUGGCCCGGGAUGCACGAAAGUGCUGUAAAAGAGCUCCAACAAUGUGAUGAAUGCCAAAAACACAUGUCGAUAAGCCUCCGAGCGAAGAAUGAAAUGAUCCCAGUAACUGAUGCAUGGCCUUUUCAAAAGUGGGGCGUAGAUAUAGUUGGGCCCUUCCCACGAUCAAGCGGAAGUGCUCAGUAUUUGCUGGUGGCAGUAGAUUAUUUCACCAAGUGGGUGGAAGCUCGACCAUUCAUGGUUAUCUCUGGCUAUAAUGUGACGAGGUUCUUCUGGGAACAGAUCGUGUGUCGUUUCGGUCUUCCGCUAUAUAUAGUAAGCGACAAUGCAAAACAGAUUGCAGAAAACCCAUUCAAGUGGUGGUGUGAGAGUUUGAAAAUUAACCAAGUCUUCUCUUCGGUCGCUCACCCACAGGGGAACGGGCAGGUCGAACAGAUAAAUCGCCGAAUCGUCGAUGGGAUAAAAAGAAGGCUUGGUUACGAAGGAAAAGGAUGGGCAAACGAGUUACCGAACAUACUAUGGGCUUACCGAACCCUACACAUGACAAGUAACGAAGAAACAUCGUUCAGCCCUACGUACGGUACCGAAGCAAUGAUCCCCGCAGAGAUCGGGCUCCUGAAUCAAAGGUGA
Helianthus annuus (common sunflower) is the source of this 1500-nucleotide messenger RNA. RefSeq lists its product as uncharacterized. The record is from RefSeq and is a predicted model, not a curated record. Lineage: Eukaryota; Viridiplantae; Streptophyta; Magnoliopsida; Asterales; Asteraceae. The transcript has a single exon. Gene Ontology annotation, biological process: DNA integration. Gene Ontology annotation, molecular function: nucleic acid binding; RNA-DNA hybrid ribonuclease activity. The coding region runs from base 1 to 1500 and encodes 499 amino acids.